AUGGACUCAGAAACCCAGAUGCAUAAGAACAUUCGAAUGCCCCUCCAUGGCUUCGAUGAUUUCCUCUCUGCUGUUUCAGAAGACAAGAUGACCGAACUAAUAGAUGAUAUCCUCAGAAAAUACACCGACCCCAAAACGGGCAGUUUCCACGGUGUGAGUUUCAUCGCUAUCGAUAGCAAGGGAAACGAUCUUUAUCGUCGCUCCUUCGGAUCGAGAACGGUUGAUAGGUCAAAAGAUGACCCGCUGACUCUCGAUACCCUCUCAUGGAUCGCCAGUCAAACUAAACUGACGGCUUCGAUAUCGGUGCUGCAGAUAGUGGAGAAAGGGCUCGUGGGACUCGACGACGAUGUCCGGGAGAUUAUCCCUCAGCUGAAGGAGCAGAAGGUCCUCCUUGGCUUUGAGGGCGAUGAUGAGGUCAAGCCUCAAGACAGUGGUAACAUGAGGUCCAUUCUCAGCGGUGGCGGUGCCGGAGAUACAGCAGCGGAGCAGCCUAUAGGAAAACCGAUUUUCGAAGAUAUCAAAGGGAAGAUUACGCUGAGACAGUUACUUUCACACUCGAAUGGGUUGCCAUAUGACAUCGGCCAUCCAUUAAUUGUGAAAUACUCCAAAUGGGCCAAGCGCGAAGACAAUAUGUUUAGCGGCAAGAUUGAAGGCUCGAUCCAUCCGCUGGUGUACCAGCCGGGGACAUCCUGGGCAUAUGGUCCUGGUCUUGAUAUAGCAGGGAAAGUGGUCGAGAUUCUCACCGGGAAAGACCUCGACGAGUACGAGCAGGAGAAUAUCUGGGGCCCAUUAGGCGCCAAAUCAACCUCCUUCAGACCGGUGAAGCAUUUCGCGCCCAAUGGACUUCCUCCUAUGCAAGAAAUGGCAUAUUAUAAUCCGGAGAAGGAUGGAAUCGUGGCUGGCGAAUCAGUGUGGAAGUUGGAGCCAAGGGAUGCGAUUGGUGGUGCGGGCUUGUACAGCACGGCCAAUGACUACAUAAGGCUCCUCUCUGCACUCCUGCGUGGCGGUGCACCUCUCCUCAGUAAGGAGUCUGUCGACCUUCUCUUCUCUCCACAACUUGGAGAAGAAAGCGUGCGGGCGCUGAGAAAGUUCCUCAUUGGCGAAACGGUCGAGAUGAGUCUCUCACGUUGGUAUGCUGCGUCUGACGAGGAGUUCGCAAGCAUACAAGAAAUCCAACACUGUCUCGCUGGGUGUCUUAGUACCGAAGACGUUCCUGGCCGAAGAAAGAAAGGAACGGUCAAUUGGGGUGGAUUGCCAAACUUGAGUUGGUGGGUUGAUCGUGAAAGUGGAAUUGCGGCGACCAUUUUCACACAGCUUAUGCCUCCGGGAGAUAAACAUGUUCGACUGCUGGGCAUAGAGCUGGAAGAAGCACUUUACAAGCUCGCUAAGGAGCAGAACUAA
This is a messenger RNA of Exophiala bonariae, 1401 nucleotides long. RefSeq lists its product as uncharacterized. Bases 1 to 1401 code for a protein of 466 amino acids. The transcript has 3 exons. NCBI's taxonomy places the organism in Eukaryota, Fungi, Ascomycota, Eurotiomycetes, Chaetothyriales, Herpotrichiellaceae. The record is from RefSeq and is a predicted model, not a curated record.